GGUGUUUAUAUUUAGUUCUUUUCCACUAUUUACUACCGAGUUUGACGUUAGGCAGACAAAUGCUGCUCAAGAAAAAAAGCACACAACGGCACGGAUCAGUAGUUUUGAAUUGUAAUUAAAAUCAUUCAAAGGAGCUCAUGCAAAAUUCAAAGUUUUUGUGUUCAGAGGUACUCGAAAGUGGGAAGCUAGUGCUGAUAGACGAUUAGAGAAGGAUGGUGAAAUAAUAUUCGGGGUCAAAUCUGUUAAAACUUGUGCUAAAAACUGCCCAGUAUCACGUGAUACCAUGAUUCUGAAGGAACUGGGUAUCAAGUGACGUGUCCUGUAUGUCUGGGUGAUUCUGAAAUAGGCCACAACGAGAGAAAUGGACCAUUAUCAUUGAUCACGCGAUUUUUAACAAAGCAACUAGAGGCAACGCAGUUACUUAAAAAUAUUUUUUGCCACAAAUAUUCGUUUGACAAGUACCGCUAAAAGAAAACUGGAAACGUUUCAGUGUAGUGAGAACAUCGGCUCGCUUCUUAAAUCUGCGCAAACACGAGGGUUCCAGAACAGCUUUUGGAUCAUUAAUAACCAAAACUUGGAAACCGUGUGGACAUGGCGGUUAUCAACAGAAUACCUUGGAAUCCUACCAGGAGAAAGCGACUACUACAGACCGGACGACAGGAUUUCUUCAACAUAUUCGGCUUCUUUAACACGUGGGGAAGAAAUGAACGUUCUGAUUUAUGGUUUUGCCGUCAAGUGAUAACACCUUAAAAUUGAAAGAGAAAUUUUAUGACCGACAAGGCCAAGAAUUUCCUUUUGCAUUUAUUUCAAACCUGCAUAAGAAACAGACUUUACAGAGAGAUACAAGGAAAGGAAUGUUCCGUUUACGACACUUAUAACAAGAAGAACGACAGAAGCUAUUAGCUGCUGUCUUAAAAGAGUGAUCAAAAGAAUGAACGAACGUUGUCGACAAAAGAUGAUUUGCAACUUUUUCGACAAAAUAAUAAACUGGUUCAGGAUUUUGACAGAGAUUCGCUCCUGUAAAAUAAUGAUUUUGAAAUACAUUUGUUAGAUCGUUGCUAGUCCUUUCGGAAAGUGAAGAUAGACAAAGACUGGAACCUAAUUUGUGUGCAGUGUUAUGAUCACAUGACAGGAUAACAAGCGGUGCGUAAAUUGGUGCAAAAAGGUUGCAACAUGUGCCAUCUUUGAGGAGAUCUUGGAUACAAGACAGCUCAAAGAAAUACAUCCUCAAAAAGAGAAAAACCAAGACGUUACUUGAAAACAAAAACCUUCUAGCCUUCAGGUAAGAGCUGGCCCAUUACACAACACAUAUAACGUCUGCAACGACGCGAACGACGCGAACGACCGAAUGUAAAAUUUACAGUUGAAAAUAGACCUUAAUUUCAAUUCUUUCGACGUCAAAAAUAUUCUUUUUGUUGAUCACAGGUAUUCCAAACGGCAGAGAUGAACUCAGCACAGCUUCCAGUAAAUUUACUAGGGGAUUUUCAGGUGAGGAAUAAAAGAAUGUGUACCUGUGGGUGCUAUCGUAAUUUCGGGUUGCACGUCUUGGGCGAAACAUGUAUGUCACGGGAAACAAAGCAGAAGUUUUCGGCUUCAGGGGAAAAAUAGGACUUGGGCUUUACGCUUAUAACAGUUAAACGUUUUUAAUGAUGUACUAACUACAAUGUAGUUUAAGCAUUGAUCCAGCUGAGCUAUAUGAAAUCCCCCAGGGACAGAAAGAUACUUAGAGUUGCAGCUCUUAUCAAAUCCAUAACCAUAAUCGAGGCAUAAGAUGUUCUCUUUGGAUUCUAAAUUUUUUACAUUUUUUCUUUCAGCACAUCCACCUGCAAAACAGUCUGUAUAACCUUCAGCUUUCACUGACAGAGUACUUCUGUGCAGUUUUACCCAUUUAUUUCCAUGGACUUAAGUCGUCCUUACAGGAUCCAAGGUGAUUAUCAGGUUCUUUUACUUUUACCACCUGAGUUUUCAUUAUAAAGAAAUCGUUAAGGUUAAAAGGCAUUUUAAAUCUUUCAGCUGUUGUUAAUAGGUUUUUGUGCCCUUACUGCAAUAUUGUGACACUAGUAAAACCCUUACACCUUAACGUCAGAAAACAUGAUAUUCUCUAUACUGUUGUACCUACUUUUCCUGAUGUAUCACUAAGGAGAAUUUACCUAGCAAUCAAAACCUUUUUGCUGUCAUUGAUCACUUACCUUUUACUCAUAAGCGUUAUGUUCGAUUGAGUUGUGUAAUGUAAAAGCUAGUUCCUACUAUACUGGUAGUAAAACGAUUAAGAUGGUGGAUGAUGGCUUAGAUUUCAUCACAUAUUACUGACAUAAUAUCUUACUGUCUUUUUCACAAAGCUUUAUACAGAUUGAAAGACUGCGGAGUUUGGACUGGGUGAGCACUUUUUAAUAAUUUAAUUGGUUGUACAAAGUAUUUUCUUACGCUGUACGUUAUGUGCAUUUGACAGACGAUAUUUUUAAAUGCAUAGACAUAAUUGGGUAGAACACGCGUAGCAUAUUCUCGGUUUUGAUCAAACAGAGGCAAUACACAUUUAAAGAACACUCUAUUUGUCUGUAUGAUCAAUUUGCAGGAAAGCCCAGGAGAUUCAGGACUCCAAAGUACUAGUUUUAUUUUGAAGAAAAUGGAAGAGGCAAUGGUGGUAUGUAUUAUCCAAAGAAAAUGACUUCUUAAUAUUAGACAAGUUCAUCAAAGGUACUAUGCUUUUUUCUUAUUUAUUACAGAAUGACUUAACUCUCCAUGGCAGGGAGACUGCCCCAAAUAGAGAACUACUGGACGUUUUUAAAUGCCUUUGGACUUACUUUCGGUUAGGUGCACAAAGAGAUCCAGCCAUAACUUCAUUUGCUACAAUUUACCAGCCAAGCAGGUAAUUCAGAUAGUUAACAGAACUUCGAAACUUUUACCAAGAAUCUCAUUUAAAUUAUUACAUCAUCAUUUUUUACUACCUAAGAAUUGCUGUAAAUGAAAAUUUGUAAUUUGUUUCUACAACUUUAAAAUAUUCACACUUCAGGGUAACAUGCUACCAAACAGGAUAAAUAGCUUGAAAUUAUGCAAUUGUGCUCCAUUAGUGGGCCUGGCAUGGUACUUUAACUACCUCAUCUACUCGAACCAAGGAUAUAGCAAAACCUGUUAAUUUAAAGCUAUAUCUUACAAUUUCAUCAUGUGCAAAUAUGUACCUUUUCAUUACACAGCCGUUAUCAUGAUCAAGAGUGGGGAGAAUUUGAAGUGGUAAGUUAUACAAAUGAUAACCAUUCUGUGGAAUCUGAAAAACAGGAAAGAAUAAAGAGGCAGUAUCAUCCACGGGAAAUUGGAUAGCAGAGUAAGAAAACUGGGCACAAAGGCUUCUGGUCACUUUUGCGUGAAAAGGGGAAAUGCGAAAUGUGGAUCGUAUUUUUCCACUAAGAAUUGUACUAUUUAGUUUUGGGUUAUUUUCAUUUUUUUAAUAAUCCCACCAAUAAUAUUUUAAACCCCAUCUGGCCAUAUCACUGAGUACAAUCAUCUUGAGACUUGGUGACAACCUUGGUAUCUACCAAUGGGCGAGACAGUUAAAUGCGCACUUAAAACCGGUUCCCAUAGCUCCUUUUUUAAAAUUAAUUGCAGUACAACAGAGGUUUAAAAGAAGACUGUGAAGUUGUCACUCAGAUUCUUCAACAUCAAACAAGAUUGCUGAAAACCAACGGAGUGAGUACUUUUUAAGCCUAAUUGUUACUUUUUCUAGUUAGGAAUUAGAACUUAAACUGAAGCUCAGCUAUGUCAUUAAACCUAAUGACUUAAUAACUUAAAUGGGCGAAUCAAGAAAGUGACGUUACACAAGUGGUUAAUUGAGUUGUUUCCAUAUUUUGCUGACUAAUACUCAAGAACAACGACGACAACAACAACAAAAAAACAUGAACACUAAAAGAAAACACACAAGAAAAAAAACAAAAAAAAAAAGGUCAAUUAUAAAAUAUAUACAAAAACAAUAACAACAAAAAAAAGUAACGGAAUGCAAAAUCUUUCCAACCCUAGACACAACCUUAAGAAUUUUGGGAACAAAAACAUUCACAGUGGUCUAGAUUAUGGUAGAACAAGUAUACUCAUCAAGGAACUUGACAAAACAGCAUAAGGACCCUAUCACUUUGAUUCCUUAAAAAGGCUGUCGUACUAACUGGCACGACCAGUCAGCAAAUUUGGUCUGUUUUUUUUUAUUGUUAGGAAAGGCUUCAAUGAAGAGUUAUUUUAAAGUCAUUUUUUUUUAUUGUUGAUUAACAGCAAACUGAGACCUUAGAAGGGUUUAACCCAUCGCUAAGAAGAAUACUUAUCUAUCUGAGGCACAAGACAAUUAGGCCACAUCCUUCAUGCCCGACCAGGUAACUCAGAUAUAUUAAGUAUUCCAAAUGGAAGAAACAUUUAAUACCGAGCAAAAACAACAAAUCUUAACUGAAACUUAUGGAUACUCAAAGCAUUGUAGUGAACUAAAAUCAAGUGUUAACUUUCGUUCCAGCUUAAAAAUUGAACACAAGAAAAUUGCUGCUAGUCUUAAAAUUGAGGUGACUGUUCGGGCCCUGUAUGUUUUGGAGAGUACUUGUGAGAUUUUCAUUGAGAUUUGCCACUAUAUACAUGCAUUUACCAAAAAAAGGACUUAAAAAAAAGACGCAAUUUACCCUUCUCUCACCUUUCUUUUCAACAAAACAGCAAACAAAAUUGUCAUUAACGAAUUCCUCAGAUACUGCCUAUAAACUACCUUCUACCAUGUGCAAAUGAGUUUUUUCUACGUUUAUCAUUUGCUAAAUCAUGACUAACCUAAGUUUCCUUUAUAUUUCAAUACAGUUAUGAAGCAGACAAAGUCUUAGAAGAUUUAGACUGGGUAAGUAAACUUAAUGAAAGAAAAUGUAACAGUUGGAAGUAAAACUAGAAGUAAAUAAUUUAUCUCUUUGUAAGCUAGAUAAUCUCUUACCCAUCAUUCUGCAAAGCAGCCUCCAAAUGUAGUCAUAAAUUCCAUACAUCAAGGGUCGUUAUAACUAUACGAUAGAGAAAUGGUAAAUGUAAAGUAAACAAAACAAAGAUGUAGCUUUUUGAACUGUGCAGAGAUUUUUCUUUCAAUUAAUUAUAAUUAAAAUAACUUAUUGUACAUAAAGAUACAUAAUAAUCAUAUUUUAUAUUAUACAUACAUAAUUAAGAUAUUACUAUGAUAUUAAUAUUUUACAUUGUGGUGCAAUAAUGAAUGCUAGUGUUAUUGAUUGAUACCAAACUAACAGGGAUCGUCUAACGUUUAUGUUAAAAAUUGCAACCCAACAGUUGAUAAACAAUUCCAAAGUAAUCUAACUUUAAAAAAAUAAAUUAAAUAAGAUUGAACCCUUCCUAGGGUAAUAAACUAUGGUCAAGAAAAUAUAUGGAAACGGCAUACAAUAGAAGCUUUUAUCAUGGUUCGAAAAAAAUUUUGCUAUGGUAAAAGAAACUUCAAAGGAUUGAUUUUUAACUUGAAAACAAAUAAUGUAUUUAUAUAACCAUCUCCUAGGCAAACAAAUAAAUAGUACGAACCCAGUAGUGAAUCUGAAGUAGUAGGGAAGUGUACUCACACUAGAACGACCACAGCACGAUGAAAAAUAUACCACGAAUUUUUCGUCUACUUUUUUUCCACUUGCAGAUACUGAGAUAAAUUGGAUAAAUGGUACUGAUGAAUGGCACAUUCUUUAACGCUGAAGACUGUUCUUCCUUGUAUUUAAAUACUAUAAGGUUAACAUUAAUUUUCAUUAAUAUAAUAAUGAAAAAUAUUGGAAUAUAGAAUGUUUUCAAAUUGCUGGUUGUUAUAUUUGCAUUUGUUUUACAAGACAUCUUAUCUAUGACCAUGCUCCGUUGAAAUUGGUGUUUGAGAAAUAUUUUCUGACUACUUAUAAAUAUAUCCUGGGUUGUAAUUUUGAAAAAAUUUAAAUGAAAGUUAUCAAAGUUUCUAUUUUUUUCCUAGGAAAAGUUAUAUACCUUAAGCGGUUUAUUUUGAUAACCAGAAUGAACAAUAAAAUAUUUUCUUGUGUUUGGACCAUGGACUUUUUGGUAGGGGGUGGGCAAGACACCUUAGUUAGCCCGGGUAUAUGAGUGUGAGCUGCCCAUAACUUUCACAUUCCAUACCGAAAAAGAGAGAAAAGAAUUGUCCCAAAAUCUUUGGGCCAGAAUCGACAAUUCUGGUCUAAACGUGAAAGUUGCAAUUCAAGUUAAUCUUUCUCCCACCUGGACAGUGUGAGGUACUGGAAGUCAAAUGCGUUUUACUCAUAUAGCGGGAAUGAUGAGCUUCAGCGUUGUUCCGGGGGAGCGGGUAGGGAGGAACCUUAAUGCAGCCGUAUAUGAGUAAAAAUUGCCCAGUGUUACUUGCAAAUGUAUACAGACACCAUCAGCGGGUAUUAUCCCGACAAACUUUAUUGCUACGAUUUUAGCCUUCCUUGUUUAGCUAAAAAGAGACUACUUUGUGAUUAGGAUUGUACCCCCAAGGCAUCUUAAUAACGGCGGGGUAUUUCCCACGAUCUUUGAGAUCUGAAUGGCCCCCAUCCCGGGUUACCUCCGACAUUAGGGACCAUUCUUCUUGUUUGUAAUAUACGAUGAUCCUCUCUUCGUUAGAAUAUUUUGGGUGCCCCCACCUUGUAGUCGAGAUGACCUCCUCCCCACAAAAAAAAAGAGAAAAAAAAAAAAGAAAAGAAAAGAAUGAAAGAAAGAAGACAAGACAAAAUAAAAAAAGAAACGACGAC
Molecule: messenger RNA, 6716 nt
Organism: Porites evermanni
Lineage: Eukaryota; Metazoa; Cnidaria; Anthozoa; Scleractinia; Poritidae
Source: the annotation of a GenBank genome assembly